Messenger RNA from Scylla paramamosain (green mud crab), 2557 nucleotides. Its product is annotated as zinc finger protein OZF-like. The transcript has a single exon. NCBI's taxonomy places the organism in Eukaryota, Metazoa, Arthropoda, Malacostraca, Decapoda, Portunidae. Gene Ontology annotation, biological process: regulation of transcription by RNA polymerase II. Gene Ontology annotation, cellular component: nucleus. The coding region runs from base 1 to 1494 and encodes 497 amino acids. Gene Ontology annotation, molecular function: DNA-binding transcription factor activity, RNA polymerase II-specific. The record is from RefSeq and is a predicted model, not a curated record.
AUGGCUCUUUCUGAGACAUGGGUACAGUUUGUAAUGGCCGCCACUCUUCCCUGCUCCACAGACCAGGCCAGCAUCCAGGCCGCCGCCCUGCCUGGCACUGACGGCUGUCUGGCCUCCCCGAGGGUCCCUGCAGGACUGGACACGGUGUGUGCUGGUGGGAGUGGUGCUGCGGUGGAGGUUGUGAGGCCGGGCAGCAACAUGAGCGGCCGGCGGCGGCGGCAACAGCGGCAGCAGCAGCAGCAACCAGCCUCAGGUGUGGGGAGGCACAGGUGUGGUGGCAAGAAUCACCUGGAGGCAGGCAGCUCUGUCCACAGAGGAGAGAGCAAGUUUGAGUGCCAGCAGUGUGACAAAACUUUUGUAUCCAGACAAGGCCUUGACUACCACACCCUGACACACCGUGGUGUUAGAAAUUAUGAGUGUGGUGAGUGUGGCAAGAAAUUUACCACAAAGUCUCACCUCACCAGACACACCCUGACACACAGUGGUGUUAGAAAUUAUGAGUGUGAUGAGUGUAGCAAGAAAUUUACCACAAAGUCUCACCUCACCAGACACACCCUGACACACAGUGGUGUUAGAAAUUAUGAGUGUGAUGAGUGUGGGAAGAAAUUUAUCCACAAGUCUAACCUCACCACACACACCCUGACACACAGUGGUGUUAGAAAUUAUGAGUGUGAUGAGUGUGGGAAGAAAUUUACCCACAAAUCUUACCUCACCACACACACCCUGACACACAGUGGUGUUAGAAAUUAUGAGUGUGAUGAGUGUGGCAAGAAAUUUACCCAAAAGUCUUCCCUCAACACACACACCCUGACACACAGUGGUGUUAAAAAUUAUAAGUGUGAUGAGUGUGGGAAGAAAUUUACCCACAAGUCUUACCUCAACACACACACCCUGACACACAGUGGUGUUAGAAAUUAUGAGUGUGAUGAGUGUGGGAAGAAAUUUACCCACAAGUCUACCCUCACCACACACAUCCUGACACACAGUGGUGUUAAAAAUUAUGAGUGUGAUGAGUGUGGGAAGAAAUUUACCUACAAGUCUUACCUCACCACACACACCCUGACACACAGUGGUGUUAGAAAUUAUGAGUGUGGUGAGUGUGGGAAGAAAUUUACCCAGAAGGGUAACCUCACCACACACACCCUGACACACAGUGGUGUUAGAAAUUAUGAGUGUGGUGAAUGUGGGAAGAAAUUUACCCAAAAGUCUUCCCUCACCACACACACCCUGACACACAGUGGUGUUAAAAAUUAUGAGUGUGGUGAGUGUGGGAAGAAAUUUACCCACAAGGGUAACCUCACCAGACACACCCUGACACACAGUGGUGUUAAAAAUUAUGAGUGUGAUGAGUGUGGGAAAAGAUUUACCACCACUUCUCGUCUCAAUCAACACACCUUCAGACACACUGGCUUGAGGGAGUUCAAGUGUGAUGUUUGUGGCAAGUGUUUCAAGACAAAGGCUGAGAUUGCCAGGCACGUGAAGAUCCACUUCUGAGGUGGUGGUGUGUGGACACAUGGGUCCACACCUGUAGCUGGUGGUGGUGGUAGCCAUGCCUGUGUGUGCUGUGAGGGAGUCAUGGCCCCAGCAGUUUUGUGUGGUGGUGGUGGUGGUGGUGGUGGUCGUGGUGUGGGGGAGUCAUGGCCCCAGCAGUUUUGUGUGGUGGUGGUGGUGGUGGUGGUGUGGGGGAGUCAUGGCCCCAGCAGUUUUGUGUGGUGGUGGUGGUGGUCGUGGUGUGGGGGAGUCAUGGCCCCAGCAGUUUUGUGUGGUGGUGGUGGUGGUGGUGGUGUGGGGGAGUCAUGGCCCCAGCAUUUGUUUUGUUGGCAGUGCAGGUGUGACUCAAUAAAUGUGUGUGUGCAGUAAACCUUUGUUUGUGUAUUCACCAGGUGUAGUAUACAGGGCCUCAGCUACAGGAAUAUAUUGUAGUGAGGCAGCCCCUCUCUCUCCUUGCCUCAAGUGUUUGUGUAUUCACCAGGUGUAGUGUACAGGGCCUCAGCUACAGGAAUAUAUUGUAGUGAGGCAGCCCCUCUCUCUCCUUGCCUCAAGUGUUUGUGUAUUCACCAGGUGUAGUAUACAGGGCCUCAGCUACAGGAAUAUAUUGUAGUGAGGCAGCCCCUCUCUCUCCUUGCCUCAAGUGUUUGUGUAUUCACCAGGUGUAGUAUACAGGGCCUCAGCUACAGGAAUAUAUUGUAGUGAGGCAGCCCUUCUCUCUCUCCUUGCCUCAAGUGUUUGUGUAUUCACCAGGUGUAGUAUACAGGGCCUCAGCUACAGGAAUAUAUUGUAGUGAGGCAGCCCUUCUCUCUCUCCUUGCCUCAAGUGUUUGUGUAUUCACCAGGUGUAGUAUACAGGGCCUCAGCUACAGGAAUAUAUUGUAGUGAGGCAGCCCCUCUCUCUCCUUGCCUCAAGUGUUUGUGUAUUCACCAGGUGUAGUAUACAGGGCCUCAGCUACAGGAAUAUAUUGUAGUGAGGCAGCCCCUCUCUCUCCUUGCCUCAAGUGUUUGUGUAUUCACCAGGUGUAGUAUACAGGGCCUCAGCUACAGGAAUAUAUUGUAGUGAGGCA